Pseudogymnoascus verrucosus is the source of this 1618-nucleotide messenger RNA. RefSeq lists its product as uncharacterized. Bases 393 to 1385 code for a protein of 330 amino acids. Gene Ontology annotation, biological process: DNA repair; regulation of DNA-templated transcription. The transcript has a single exon. Gene Ontology annotation, molecular function: zinc ion binding; DNA-binding transcription factor activity; methylated-DNA-[protein]-cysteine S-methyltransferase activity. Lineage: Eukaryota; Fungi; Ascomycota; Leotiomycetes; Thelebolales; Thelebolaceae. The record is from RefSeq and is a predicted model, not a curated record.
ACAUAAUCUCUCUGGUUCCAUGCUGCUUCAUGCUGCAUAUGCUCAAGCACAAUCAAACUCUUCAUCACUCAUACAUAUUUCUUCUUUCGCUCUUCCACAGCGAAGUCGGGAUGAAACAUUCGAUCUGUUUCUCUGACUGUUCAUCGCAUGUGGGCCCUGAUAUUCGGUGUAUGAACUGUUUGAAGGAACCUGCAUAAACUCUGCGAACUGAGGACACCUGUUGAGCUAUCCCAGUGACAUUUGACCUGUCACGGAUCCUGCGCAAAAAGUGUCAUCUUGCAGCGUCCGUCCACUGCUUACCCCGCAGGCCAUGAGCUGAACAUUAAUUAUAUUUUCUUGUAUUACCGCCCUAGACGCGCAGGAAAAAGACUGAUUGGACUUCAAUCGUUGCGAUGGCCUCUUAUCUGACCGAGUCCUCUCGUUGGGCUGCUCUGGAAGCACAUGAUCCCCUGGCCGACGGCAGCUUCGUGUAUUGCGUUAGGACGACGGGAAUAUAUUGUCGCCCGACAUGUGGUGCUCGACUCGCGCGCCGAGCAAACGUGGUCUUCCAAGACGACGCCUCUGCUGCACAAGAGGCCGGGUUUCGGGCCUGCAAGCGGUGCAAACCGGAUCUUGACAAGCACGACCCACAAGCUACCCUCGUGGCCAGAGCGCGGCACACAAUCGAGAAGAUCCAGGCUGAGAAGGGCUCCAUCCCGUCGCUUGCAAACCUGGCUGAAGAAGCCGGGUUGACGAAGAGCCACUUCCAUCGGGUCUUCAAGAAGAUUACAGGUGUCACACCACGGGUUUACGCCGAGGGCUUGGCGAAGGAUGGAAACGCUGAAUUGAAGUCGCCACGGUCGAUUGCUUCAGAAACACCAUCCCUUGGGUAUCUGGCGAGUAAAACCGCCAGUGAAGGCCCUGCGACGCCCGUGCUACAUCAGCUCCCAUCAGUCCCAGAAGGCCCAGCUGCCAAGGGCUCGGUAUCCAGCCACAUGUCGCCUAUUAGGCCUCAAUCCAGAGCUGUGGGUAUGAAUGAAACCGAUCUGAUCGAUGACCUCUACUCCGUGGCCUCGGGAUUGCCCAGCCGAGUGGCAGUGCCAAAGCCAAGGCCAAAGGAGAUCUUCUACACCAUCCAGCCCUGGAAAUCGAGCUUCGUCCUGAUAGCCACGAGCCCUAAUGGGAUGUGUUUAAUGGAUAUUGAGGAUUCGAGCGACGCUCUUUUGAACAUUUUAUCUACGCGGUUUCCGGACGCCCACUUGGCACUAUCGUCAUGGUCUCCCUCAAGGUCAUCUGUGGGCCCCAAGGGCCAUCAGAACUCCCAGGAGGCCAUCUUCGAGAAUAUUAUGAACGCUCUGGUUAAUCCUACGGGGAAAAUUUUAGACAUUCCUUUUGAUUUGCAUUGAUUUUUUUUUCACGGCAUCUGGAAUGUCGGACGCAAAAGGGGAAGGCUCUUAUAAGGGAGGUCUAAUAUGGGCACGGUUAUUUUGGCAGUUGAGCAGUUUCAGUUAGAAACUGCCACUGGUGGCUCAAGAUGUGAUAUGGGCAUGGCAAAUGUCGGUGGUGCAACAGCAGUUUAUUCCUAGAGUAGUAGAGCUGAGCUCUAUAGCAAACCAAACGCGAGACCCCUUGAUGUUGG